Pseudocercospora fijiensis CIRAD86 is the source of this 1143-nucleotide messenger RNA. Its product is annotated as glycoside hydrolase family 28 protein. Lineage: Eukaryota; Fungi; Ascomycota; Dothideomycetes; Mycosphaerellales; Mycosphaerellaceae. Gene Ontology annotation, molecular function: polygalacturonase activity. Bases 1 to 1143 code for a protein of 380 amino acids. The transcript is spliced from 3 exons. Gene Ontology annotation, biological process: pectin catabolic process. Gene Ontology annotation, cellular component: extracellular region. The record is from RefSeq and is a predicted model, not a curated record.
AUGUCUCAUAGUCUUCUCCAGGCAGUUCUGCUCGCCUUCGCCUUCGGUGCUGUAUCAUGUCUCGCAACCCCUGUGGUUCGACAUGAGGUCCUUCAGGCGGCUUCUCUCGACAAGAGCGCAACAGGCUGCACCUUCUCUGGCUCGGAUGGCGCCUCGCUUGUCAGCAAGUCCAAGUCUUCAUGCUCAACAAUCGUGCUCUCCUCCCUCGCCGUACCAGCUGGAAUGACACUUGAUCUGACAAAGCUCCAAGAUGGCACACAUGUCAUGUUCGAAGGUACAACCACUUUCGGCUACAAAGAGUGGGAUGGACCUCUGGUCUCAGUCUCCGGUAACCGCAUUACCGUUACUGGGGCACCAGGCUCAGUGCUCGACGGAGGUGGUGCCAGAUGGUGGGACGGUCAGGGUAAGAACGGCGGCAAGACGAAGCCGAAGUUCUUCUAUGCACACAAAAUGACUUCAUCUACGAUCUCGAACAUCAAGAUCAAAGACUCCCCAAUUCAGGUUUUCAGCAUCGAUCAAGCCAGCAAUCUGAAUCUCAAUACAAUCACCAUCGACAACUCGGCCGGAGAUUCUAGACAUGGCCACAACACUGAUGGGUUUAAUGUCGGAUCUUCCAGAGGUAUAAACAUCGACCGCGCGACUGUUCACAGUCAGGACGACUGCCUGGCCGUCAACUCAGGGUCCGACAUCACUUUCAGCAACGGCUACUGUUCGGGAGGACACGGAAUUUCUAUCGGAUCAGUCGGAGGUCACUCGGACAACUCGGUCAGCAAUGUGCUUGUGACGAAUUCCAAAGUCGUAAAUUCAGAGAACGGCGUUCGAAUCAAGACUGUCUCCGGCGCCACUGGAAGCGUUAGGGGAGUCACAUACAGGGGCAUCACGCUGUCUGGUAUCACGAAGCACGGCAUCGUCAUUGAACAGGACUACAAGAAUGGCGGCCCAACGGGUAUUCCUACUAAUGGUGUCUCGAUCACUGGGUUGACGUUGAAUGGAGUUACUGGGAGUGUUUCUAGUUCCGCGACCAAGAUCCACAUUCUGUGCGGAAGCGGUUCUUGCUCAAAUUGGAGUUGGAAGGGUGUAUCUAUCUCUGGCGGAAAGAAGAGCUCGAGCUGCAAAAAUGUGCCAUCUGGAGCGACCUGCUAG